Molecule: messenger RNA, 4266 nt
Organism: Osmerus eperlanus (European smelt)
Lineage: Eukaryota; Metazoa; Chordata; Actinopteri; Osmeriformes; Osmeridae
Gene: ppp1r12a
Product: protein phosphatase 1, regulatory subunit 12A
Exons: 28
Coding region: 91-3438 (1115 amino acids)
Biological process (GO): signal transduction
Cellular component (GO): cytoplasm; Z disc; A band
Molecular function (GO): protein kinase binding; phosphatase regulator activity; enzyme inhibitor activity
Source: RefSeq, a predicted model, not a curated record
CCCUUCCCACGCCCCAGUGCGCUGUGGGAUAGUGGCACUAUAAAGUAUAUCCUCUCUCGAAGAAAGAUAAGGAGCCCAAGACAGGAGGGGAUGAAGAUGGCGGACGCCAAGCAGAAGAGGAAUGAACAGUUAAAACGGUGGUUAGGCUCGGAGACAGAUAUCGAGCCUCCUAUUUUGAAAAAGAAGAAGACGAAGGUGAAGUUCGACGAUGGCGCCGUGUUUUUGGCUGCCUGCUCGAGCGGCGAUACCGAGGAGGUGCUCCGAAUGCUUGACCGGGGUGCUGACAUAAACUACGCCAAUGUAGACGGUCUUACUGCCCUCCACCAGGCGUGCAUAGACGACAACGUCGACAUGGUGACCUUCCUGGUGGAGCAUGGAGCCAGCAUCAACCAGCCAGACAACGAGGGCUGGAUCCCCCUGCACGCAGCAGCCUCCUGUGGAUACAUGGACAUAGCAGAGUACCUGAUCAGCCAGGGGGCCAGUGUGGGUGUGGUGAACAGUGAGGGGGAGACCCCCCUGGACAUCGCUGAAGAGGAGGCCAUGGAGGAGCUCCUGCAGAACGAGAUCAACCGACAAGGAGUGGACAUCGAGGCGGCCAGGAAGGAAGAGGAGCGCGUCAUGCUGAGAGACGCCCGCCAGUGGGUCAACAGCGGCCAGAUCAGCGACGUCCGCCACGCCAAGUCCGGCGGCACGGCGCUCCACGUCGCCGCCGCCAAGGGAUACGCCGAGGUUUUAAAGCUUUUAAUCCAAGCAGGGUAUGAUGUAAAUAUCAAGGACUUUGAUGGCUGGACUCCCCUCCAUGCUGCUGCACACUGGGGCAAGGAGGAGGCCUGCAGGAUACUGGUGGAGAGCCUGUGUGACAUGGACCUCAUCAACAAAGUGGGUCAGACGGCUUUCGACGUAGCAGAUGAAGAUGUAAUUGCCUACUUGGAAGAACUGCAGAAAAAGCAGAAUCUGCUUCUGAGUGAGAAGAAGGAUGUGAAAAAGUCUCCCUUGAUAGAAACCACCACCACUGGGGACAAUAAUCAAUCUUUGAAACCACUGAAGAGCAAAGAGACUGUCCUCCUGGAGCCUGAGAAGAGCGCCCCCCGUAUCGAGGCCCUGGAGCCGGAGAAGGUGGACGAGGAAGAGGAGGGCAAGAAGGACGAGUCCAGCUGCUCCAGCGAGGAGGAAGAAGAGGAAGACUCCGAAUCCGAAACCGAAGCAGACAAGAGCAAGCCUUCGCCCCCGGUCAGCAACAGCACCAGCACCCCCACCCCGGCUCCAGCCAGCGUGGCCGUGUCGUCGCCCACCACCCCCACCACCCCGACCAGCCCCACUAACCAGUCUGAUUAUAUUACUCCCCUCAUGCCUGUGGCGGAGCCAAGCUGUCCUGCAUUGUGGCGUCAAGGCUUGCGCAAAACUGGCAUUUCUCUCGUGCCCAAAAAACCUAUGGUGGCCCAGUCGGCAGGGAAGGUGUCCCCCAAGGAGGACGAGAGGAAGGACGAGUCCCCCGCCUCGUGGCGCCUGGGCCUGAGGAAGACGGGCAGCUACGGGGCGCUGGCGGAGAUCACCACCACCACCAAGGAGGCCCAGAAGGAGAAGGACCCGGCCGGGGUGAUGCGCUCGGCCUCAAGCCCCCGCCUCUCCUCCUCCCUGGACAACAAGGACAAAGAGAAGGAGAAGGACAAGGGAACCCGGCUGGCCUUCGUUGCCCCCACCAUCCCCAGGAGACUGGCCAGCACGUCGGACAUUGACGAGAAAGAGAACAGGGACUCUGCUGCUAGCCUGGUGCGUAGCGGCUCCUACACCCAGAGACGCUGGGACGAGGACACCAAGAACAGCAAAGGCACCGCCUCCACCAACAGAACCACGCCCAGCUACCAGCGCAGCACGUCCCACACGCUAGCGCUAGGGCGGAGUGGCAGCACGCGGGACGUGCCCGCCAAGUCCUCGUCCGCCUCCAGCUUGGACCCUAACACCUGUAACGCUAAACCCUGGCAGUCGCCCUCCUCCCACUACCAGUCUUACAGCAUAUACCGCAGUGGGUCGUUUGGCCGGAGGCACGAGGACCUGGGCUCCUCCACCACGUCCGCCUCCUCCACCACCACCUCCUCGUCUGUUACCUCACCCACGGGCCACCGCGGGCUGCUCUCCAGCCUGGGCUCCUCCUCGGCCCGCACCGGCUCCUCCAGCAGCCUCACCAGCAGGUACUGGGCAGAGGAGAGUGCGGAGAGGGAAAAGGACAAGGAGAAGGAGUCUGCUGCGGUCAUCCCCACCAUCAACACUGGCUCCACCACCACGUCCACUACAACCACUGGCACCAUCAUAGGCUCUGACGGCAGGGAGAGGCGCAGAUCGUACCUCACGCCUGUCCGAGACGAGGAGUCCGAGUCUCAGAGGAAGGCUCGCUCCAGGCAGGCCCGCCAGUCCAGGAGGUCCACCCAGGGCGUGACCCUGACUGACCUCCAGGAGGCAGAGAAGACCAUGGGGAGGAGCCGCCCCACACGGACCCGCGAGGAGGAGAAGGAGGAGAAGGAGAAACAGGACAAGGAGAAGCAGCAGGAGGAGAGGAAGGAGACGGAGACCAAGGAGGAGGACUACCGGUCGAGGUACCGCAGCCUGGAAGAGCCGUACCAGCGCUACCGCCCCUCCUCCACCUCCUCCACGGUCGGCACGGCCGCCCCCUCCUCCAGCUCCUCCCUCAGCUCCUACAGCUCCCUCAACCGGCCCAACAGCCUGACGGGCAUCACCUCCUCCUACAGCCGCGCCUCCAGGGACACGGAGAAAGAGUCGGACAAGAAGGAGGAGGAGAAGGAGGGAGAGGACAGGUCCCAGCCCCGCUCCAUACGGGAUCGCCGGCGGCCCCGGGAGAAGAGGCGCUCCACCGGGGUCUCCUUCUGGACCCAAGAUAGUGAUGAGAAUGACCCAGACCAGCAGUCGGACUCGGAGGAGGGCAGCAUCAAGAGCGAACCCCAGAGUGACCGACUGUCCAGGAACGAGAGCAGCACCUCGUCCUCUGACCGCUACGACGCCCUGGGUAGCCGUGGCUACGGCGAGGGGCGGAGGCCGUACUCCAGCAGACUGGACAGAGAUGAUGCCACUGACUACAAGAAGCUUUAUGAGCAGAUACUAGCUGAGAAUGAGAAGCUGAAGGCCCAGUUACGUGACACCGACCUGGAGCUGACAGACCUGAAGCUACAGCUGGAGAAGGCCACACAGAGGCAGGAGCGCUUCGCUGAUCGCUCAAAGCUCGAGAAGGAGAAAAGGGACAGAAGAGCUCUAGAAAGGAAGAUCUCUGAGAUGGAGGAGGAACUCAAGAACCUCCCCCAAGUAAAGCAGGUCCAGGCCUUGAGGCAGGUUAAGGAGCGGCUGCAGGCUGAGAACCGGGCCCUGGCCCGCGUGGUUGCCAAGCUGUCCGAGUCCGCCUGCAGCCACCUGCCCGCCGUUGACCUGUAGCGCCCCCCCUCUCCUCCCAACACGACCACCACCUCACCACCACCACUUCCCUCAACCCCUUCUCAUGCUCUCCAUCCGUGCUCCGCCCCACGCCCAUAGACAGGCAGGUGCCCCCAGAGCCACAUCGACACCACCAGGUUUUACCACUGUGACCCCCCCCCCCCCUCCCCUCCGUUCUUCUGCCUCCCCUGGCCUCACCACUUUUACAAUGGGGAGUGCGAUUUGUUUUUUGGACCGGGCACUUUCCUUUUUUAGUACACCUUUUUAAGAACAGAAAGAUUGAGCCCUUUUUUUCCACUUGGGAUUUUCAUCUAAUUUUAAGUCAGACGCUACCAGACUUGAAAGCAGACAACCAGAGACUAAAGGAUGAGAAUGGAGCCCUCAUUCGCGUCAUUAGCAAGCUUUCCAAGUAGAGCCCCCCCUGCGCCCCUCCAUCCUGCGCCCCUCCAUCCUGUGCCCCGCGCCACCUCCCUCAUGGCAGUGACUCAUGGAAUUGCACAUUUAGAUAUUAAUUGCAACAGACAUCAGAAACAAGAACUCCCCCAUCUCCUUCCUCUAUCCCUCCCUUGUCCUCCACUGCCCCUAUCCGUUCCCCAACCAUCCAUCCUUCUUCCCCCCCCCCCCCCCCCCCCCCCCACCACCACCAUUGUAGACGCCUUCGAGGUAAUUUUCCACUUGAUUCAAUGGUUACUGGUCCAGAUCCGGGAUCACAGUUUACACAGCAGAUGAAAUGGGGAUUGUGAAACGGCGUUAUGGACGGGGAAGCCUCAAAAAAAAAAAAAAAAAAACUAUUUAACCAUGAAGCCUUAGUUUGUACAUAUAAAACAA